Molecule: messenger RNA, 1594 nt
Organism: Corythoichthys intestinalis (scribbled pipefish)
Lineage: Eukaryota; Metazoa; Chordata; Actinopteri; Syngnathiformes; Syngnathidae
Gene: dap3
Product: death associated protein 3
Exons: 13
Coding region: 266-1465 (399 amino acids)
Biological process (GO): apoptotic process
Cellular component (GO): mitochondrial ribosome; mitochondrial small ribosomal subunit
Molecular function (GO): structural constituent of ribosome
Source: RefSeq, a predicted model, not a curated record
CUGUCAGGCGGACUGCGUGAUGGCGGCGCCCGUGACGUCGCUGGCACAUUGACUUCUACCCUAGUCGUGCGCGCGCUUGUCCUCCACGUUGCUGUGGAUUGAAAACCAGGGAGGGGGUUUGCUGUAAAUAAAACAAUACGUGUAGAACGGGCGUUCCGGUAAAUGUAGUUAUGUGUGCUUGUAAAUGGUAAUAUAAUAGCGCUUUCUUCAACCUACUAGCCUGCUACCUGCUAGUUAGCCAUCUGCUAAGUGUUUACCGAAGAAGAUGGCUCUUCACAGAAUUUCCCUGAGGUUUCGGCAAACUGUGAGUUUGGAAGUGACGCAUGUUCGGUGGCUUCAUAUAAGUGGAUCAGGCCUGCAGCAGGAAGCCUUGGCAGUUGAACCAGAACCUGAGCCCUUUUCAGUCUUCAGAACACAGGAAAAUGAUCCAGCUCGUCAUUCAGAAAAACACAUUGGACAGUUUUACACUAUACCGUCCGAACAUAUCCGCACCUUCUUCCCUCAUGGCCUCCCUCGACGCUAUCAGCAGCAGGUGAAAACCUUUACUGAAGCCACCAUAAUGGUCAGGCAGCCCGCCUUGGAGGUCAUCUCCUACCUGAAGGAAACGGAUAUAAGCAAACCUGUGCAGCGAUAUAUGUUUUAUGGACUAAAGGGCGGUGGAAAGACGAUGUCCCUUUGUCAUGCUGUCCACUUUUGCCACACACAGGGAUGGCUAGUGCUUCAUAUACCUGACGCUCACAUUUGGGUGAAGAACUGCAAGGAGCUACUUCCUUCAGCCUUUAACCCGUCUCGCUUUGACCAGCCUUUACAAGCCACCGAGUGGUUGCGCAACUUUAAAAUCACCAAUGAACACUUCCUGUCCAAGAUAAAAACAAGGCAGCGCUAUGUGUGGACGAAGAGAGAGCACACAGAGGAAGGAAGAUCUCUUGGGGAGCUGGUGGAUCAGGGCAUCUCUCGAGUAAAGAGCAGCAGUGACGUUGUAGGAGCGGUGAUGAAGGAACUGAGGCAGCAGAGCGGACAGCCAGGCUGUGACUUUCGUCUGGCUGUGGCCGUGGACGGUGUCAAUGCCCUGUGGGGUAAGUCCAGCAUUAAGAAGGAGGACAAGAGUGAGGUGGAUCCAGGUGAGCUCACGCUGGUAUAUAACCUGAGGAAGAUGAUGAAGAAUGACUGGACGGGAGGCGCCAUCAUGACAACUGUGGGUCACACAGGGGCUGUGUAUCCAUCCAAAUUGGCCUACUUGCCUCAGGAACUGCUAGGAGAGAGAGGAUUUGAUAACAUGGACCCAUUUAUCCCAGUGUCGGUGCCAUACUACAGUGAGAAGGAGUUUGAGAGCUGCUAUCUCUACUACAUAGACCGCAACUGGCUGCAGCACCCAAUGAGCCGAACAGAGGAGGGCAAGAAAGAGCUCAUCUUUAUGACGGACAGGAUACCUUCAUUAAUGGACAGAAUUUGUGCGUUCUUAUGAAGCUUCAGACACCAUCCACUCAUGCCACAUACAUAUCUGUACUCUAGAUAUGUUGUAACUCAAUAUUCAUGUCUAUAAUGUGUAUCUGUAAAUUAUUCAUUCACCAUGUUUGCUAAUAAAAUGGUUAAA